This is a messenger RNA of Cyprinodon variegatus (sheepshead minnow), 3620 nucleotides long. It is a transcript of the gene cacnb1, whose product is annotated as calcium channel, voltage-dependent, beta 1 subunit. Gene Ontology annotation, cellular component: voltage-gated calcium channel complex. Lineage: Eukaryota; Metazoa; Chordata; Actinopteri; Cyprinodontiformes; Cyprinodontidae. Gene Ontology annotation, molecular function: protein binding; high voltage-gated calcium channel activity. The record is from RefSeq and is a predicted model, not a curated record. The transcript is spliced from 15 exons. The coding region runs from base 132 to 2156 and encodes 674 amino acids. Gene Ontology annotation, biological process: calcium ion transmembrane transport; chemical synaptic transmission; neuromuscular junction development.
GCCAUUAUUUUAACCAGCCACCACAGAUCGACCUCCGAGUUCUCCCCUCCCCUGGACAGAAAGGAAAGAUGAGUCGCUCCUUUCCAUCAUAAACAUACAACUGGAAGAGAUUCUUUAAAAAGUAAAAUCAAAUGGUACAGAAAAGUAGUAGUAUGUCCAGGACGCCUUCGACCCCAAACCAGGAGAUCCCCAUGGGUAUGAUCGACCACCAUCCGCACACGCAGGGAAAGUAUGCUAAGAGGAAGAGCCGAUUUAAGCGCUCAGAUGGGAGCACCUCUUCUGACACCACCUCGAACAGCUUUGUCCGACAGGGCUCUGCAGACUCCUACACCAGCCGGCCGUCGGACUCUGACGUGUCCCUGGAGGAGGACCCCGAGGCUCUGAGGAAGGAGGCCGACAGACAGGCUCUUGCCACACUAGAGAAAGCAAAGACCAAACCAGUGGCGUUUGCUGUGCGCACCAAUGUCGGUUAUAACCCAGGUCCCAAUGAUGAUGUUCCUGUGCAGGGCAUGGCCAUUUCCUUCGAAGCCAAAGACUUCUUGCACAUCAAAGAGAAGUAUAACAACGACUGGUGGAUCGGACGCCUGGUAAAGGAGGGCUGUGAGGUGGGUUUCAUUCCCAGCCCGGUCAAACUGGAGAACACCCGCCUGCUGCAGGAGCAGCGAAUGAGACAAAAUCGGCUCAGCUCCAGUAAAUCUGGAGGAAGUUCGAGUCUGGAUGUCGCCGCAGGAACUCGCAGGCCCACCCCGCCAGGAACAGCUCCCGUGGACACGUCAAUGGCAGCCUUUGACAUUGACCCUCUCGACCUGGAUGCCGAGGAGCCCCCUGAGUCCCAGGGUGACCCUCGCUCCCCCAAGGGCGUGUCAGGCAGCGUAACUUCCCCCCAGGCAAACGCCCACCGUCUGCCCUUCUUUAAGAAGAUGGAGCAUGUUCCUCCCUACGACGUGGUUCCUUCCAUGAGGCCCAUCAUCCUCGUUGGACCCUCACUAAAAGGCUAUGAGGUCACAGAUAUGAUGCAAAAAGCUCUCUUUGACUUUCUGAAGCACAAGUUUGAGGGCAGGAUAUCCAUUACACGUGUGACAGCAGACAUCUCUCUGGCCAAACGUUCAGUCCUCAAUAACCCCAGCAAACACACCAUCAUUGAGCGCUCGAGUACCCGCUCCAGCCUGGACGUACUGGCUGAGGUGCAGAGUGAGAUUGAACGUAUAUUUGAGCUGGCCCGCACCCUCCAGCUUGUUGCUUUGGAUGCAGACACCAUCAAUCAUCCCUCUCAGCUGGCCAAGACCUCCCUGGCUCCCAUAAUUGUUUAUAUCAAAAUAGCCUCACCAAAGGUUCUCCAGAGGCUCAUUAAAUCCAGAGGGAAAUCCCAGGCCAAACAUCUAAAUGUGCAGAUGGUUGCAGCUGACAAGCUGGCCCAGUGUCCUCCUGAACUGUUUGACAUCAUCCUGGAUGAGAACCAGUUGGAAGACGCAUGUGAACACCUUGCAGACUACCUGGAGGCCUACUGGAAGGCGACACACCCGCCCAGCAGCAACCCUCCAAACCCUCUUCUGAACCGCACCAUGGCCACAGCCGCCCUGGCUGCCUCUCCUGAGCCCGUCUCCAACCUGCAGAGUCCAUACCUGGUUCACGGUGAGCAGAAGCGUGAGGGGGGUCUGACAGAAUGCGGUGGAAGCAGCACUCUUCACGAUUAUGAGACCGACCUGGGUGGAAAGCCUCAGCAGCAGCAGCACCAGCAGCAGGCUUACCUGCGCUCGUCUCGUAGCCAGCUACGAGCGGGUAGCGGGAGAGCCCUGUCCCGGCAAGACACCUUCGACUCUGAGACCCAGGGCAGCCGAGACUCGGCCUACACCGAGGCCGGGGACUCCUGCAUGGACAUUGAGACUGACCCUUAUGAGGAACCCGACCCGUACCGAGGUAGUGGAGGCAGCCGUCUCCACCUGGCGCAGCAUCACGGCCGACAGGCCUCUUGGGAAGAUGAAGGUGCUGAACCAGACCAGGAAAACCUCAACCACCCUUCGAUGCCGAGACAUUCGCAGCCGCACGGAAGGGCCAAGCUGAGGGAGCGCUACUGCCAGGACCCUGUGGAGACAGGGUCCAACAUGAGCCGUAACAAGAACCAGGAGGACUGGGGGAAGGAUGUUUACAUCCGCUGAAUGCUCACCACAGAGACUAGGAGGAUGCAGACUGAGGACAGCAGGAGGGGAAGGAUUCUGCUUGUAAAGGAGCUGAAGUGUGGGUUUGGGGCCACACCUGUCAGACUUACAAAAAUGUGUUUACAUCCCAGUAAAAUGUAAAGAUAUACGUCAACUGCCAGAUACCACUCUCAUCAAGUUCUUGCAGAUCCAAUGAUUUAUGUUUAGAAAAAAAAUAUAGAUCUGUUUUUUUUUUUCUUUUUGUCAAUGAUGCAUGAAUAUCAUGAGUUUCUAUAUUGACAGCUAAAAAAGGUCUGUCUGACCCGAUCUCUCCUUCAGUAGUAGAGUGUGAAGGCUGGUAGGGCUGUGGUCUGUCAUGUCUGUCCUCUGCAGUCUUAAACAGGGUCUAAUGUCACUUUUCCCACAUAUGUAUAUUGUCGGGGGUUUCUCUUUACAUUUUUCUCACUCACAGCUUUUCACUUCCAGGAUUCCCUCCUAUACUGGGAUCCAGAAGUUGUGAGUCGCUCACCGCCUCUCUCUUAUCACCCAGACCUUAAAAAGCUGGUAGAGGAGUCAAAGUCAAAGAUACAUUUUUUUUAAUCAAAAAAAAUAUAUCUUUUGUCAAUACAAUCAUGACAGCUAGAUCACAACAAAGAUGUUUACUUCUUCCCUGAGCUGGUUCAGCUUUCAGUAUUCACACUGCGGUGCAGCUUCACAGCAGCACUCAGAGCUACAACAACUACAGUCGUGAGAAUGAGACGUCCUGCCUUAGUCGAUCUCACCCCAAAACACCUUUAUUUCAAGAAACCUACAAUCACAAGUGCCGGAAUGUCUUGCCAAGCCAUGUCCACCAGCGGGUGGGAUGUCUUAACUCUUGUUCCACUUGUUUUCAUACCUUGUCCUUGUCUCUGUGUGUGUCUCUCCUGGCUGCUCUGCAGCACGUCUCUCAUUUUGUUUAGUUUGCACCAUCUUACCAGACUGCAUUCAGGGCUAAAGCUCAUAUAAAAAGUGUUUUUUUUGUUUUUUGUUUUGUUUUUUGUGAAGUUAACCUCUCUCAGCUUCCACUUGAAUUGCAAGCUUUUCUGACAUUAAAAACAACUCUCUUCUUUCUUCCUGAUUUCUGUCUGAUAUGGGGUUCUUUUGUUUUUAUUUUUCCUGUGAACAUUUGCAAUUUUUUUUUCCAGUUUCUGUGAGGUAAUAGGAGGAGUAUCGUAUGGGGAGGUUGGGGUAGGAUCACCUUUGGUCUUUAUUAAGUUAUCUAUAAUGGAGAAUCCAUGAAUGUCUUCAGCGGGCUGCUUUAGCCCGCCUCUGUCUUCGGUUAAAUAAAUAAAUAUUAAUGAUCAGUAAAUAAUGUUAUUGUUGCAUUAUCGCAAUUGUUAAAAUGAUAAGAAAACAUGUAUCAUUGGUGCCUGAUUGUAGCUACAUUUUGCUUUUUCUGCCUUUCAUUUUUAAUCUGUGGAUAAACUCGUAUUUUAAUUAAAAAUU